GUUUCAGUCGAGCUACGUAAACUCCAAAGGGUAUGAUGUAGCAGGACGUGGCUAGCAAGGAGCUAGUGACGGCACGACGUCCGAAACACUUAAAAUCCUUAUAAGAAUCAGAUUUACUUAAUGUCGGAGAGAUAGAUUGAUUUUGCCGCUUGUGAGGCAUUAGCUAAAGAAGGAAGAGCUGAAUGGAAACAUUUGAGACAUUUUGCGCGUGAGGAGGUUGUACGUUGUGUACCAUGGGGUACGACGUUACAAGGUUCCAGGGUGAGGUGGAUGAAGACCUCCUUUGUCCCAUUUGUAGUGGAGUUCUAGAGGAACCGGUGCAGGCUCCACACUGUGAACAUGCCUUCUGCAAUGCCUGCAUAACCCAGUGGUUUGCCCAGCAACAAAUUUGUCCUGUUGACCGCACAGUAGUGACGCUAGCUCACCUCCGGCCCGUGCCCCGAAUCAUGCGCAACAUGCUGUCCAAACUACAAAUCAACUGUGACAAUGCCAGCUUUGGCUGCACAGCUACGCUCCGGUUGGACCAGCUACAGUCUCACCUGAAAGACUGUGAGCACAACCCAAAAAGGCCAGUAAAUUGCGAGGAGGGAUGUGGGCUUGAAAUGCCCAAAGAUGAGCUGCCAAACCAUAACUGUAUCAAACACUUGCGGAGCGUCGUCCAGCAGCAGCAGACCAAGAUCUCAGAGCUGGAGAAAACUGUGGUGGAACACAAACACCAGUUGGGGGAACAAAAACGAGACAUUCAGCUGCUAAAAGCCUACAUGAGAGCAAUCCGCAGUGCAAACCCUAACCUGCAGAACCUUGAAGAGAGCAUAGAGUACAACGAGAUCCUGGAGUGGGUGAACUCCAUGCAGCCAGCCAGAGUGACCCGCUGGGGCGGCAUGAUCUCCACGCCCGACGCCGUGCUGCAGGCUGUCAUCAAGCGCUCUCUAAUCGACAGCGGCUGCCCCCUCUCGAUCGUGAACGACCUAAUUGAGAACGCCCACGAGCGGAACUGGCCGCAGGGACUGGCCACUCUAGAGACGCGGCAGAUGAACAGGCGCUACUAUGAGAACUACGUUGCCAAGCGCAUUCCUGGCAAGCAGGCAGUGGUGGUGAUGGCCUGCGAGAAUCAGCAUAUGGGGGAGGAUAUGAUCCUGGAGCCCGGCCUGGUUAUGAUCUUUGCGCACGGUGUGGAGGAGAUCUUAUAACGCUGCAGCUCGCUGCACACAUCCAGAGACAUGGGGACCGUUGGCUUUCACUCAGUGGAGUGAUAGAGGGUUGUUUUUUUUUCUUUUUUUAAACCCUCUUUAAAGUGAAAGCUACAAAAAUCUGGCUUAUUUAAAACUAAAUCUUAGGCUCACUCCUAAGCUUGAUACUUAUGCCUUAAAGUAAGGACAAAUACUCUAUGAACCAGGCAAAUAUAAACAUAAUCUAAUGUCUAAGAUGAAAGUUGAGAUAUGUUUACAAGAUUUAUAUUUAGUGCAUUAUGAUCUGAUUGUUCUGCUACUAAUAUAGUAACAAGCCUAAACCAUUAAUUCCCUUGCUUGUACAUAUGCUUGUAAAUAAAAAUACUAUAUAUUGAAUUCUAACUGUAAUACUCCUUAUUGUAAUUAGUUUGUGAUUUGUUUAUUGGUUCUGUUUGAGCCUGUGUUACUGUCUGGGGGGGAAGUCCCCUCUAAAGAUAUAUGUGCGCUUGCUUUAUCAUUUAAUUUCCUGUGAAUAUUUCACAAAACGUUGUGCUUUCUAGUUUAGAUUAAGACCUUCUGUGCCAUUUGUUUUAUUUAUUGUGUUGCCUUUUUUUUUUUUGCGAACUUGAUUGAAGAUGUUACCAUUUAGUAUAUGGGAAAUUGCCUUUGGUAAAUUUGAAGUUUGUUGCUGGAAGUUAAAAAAAAAAAAAAUUUUUUUUUUUUUUUUUGUUCUGUUCUGUUGUAUGUCGGGUCCAGUUGAGGUGUUUAAUUUGCAGUUUAUUUGUAACGUCACUCAGUGCUAUUAUUUGGAAAAUUAAUAUAGUUCACUUGAUACAUAAGGUGAUUUAUUUUCAGAUUAAAAUGUAGAAAUUGAGGUUUUUACAGUCUGUGACAUCUUUAAGUGACACACCACAAAAAAAAAACAGUUUGGAGAUUGUAUAAAUGUAUGUGGAGUCUUUUAAUACUUUUGGAAGUAAAGAAGAUGCUUUGCCUUUUGUCACUGUUGUAAGAGGAACAAACUUUGAUGAUGGUAUAAAAGCUCUUACAGGCAGACUGUACCCUUUUCUUUCUUAAUGUUUUUAUUUUGUCUGUAAUGUACUGUGUUGUACAGACAGGUAAUAAAACUUUAAACCU
Messenger RNA from Cyprinodon tularosa, 2303 nucleotides. RefSeq names its product ring finger protein 41 (gene rnf41). Bases 234 to 1190 code for a protein of 318 amino acids. The transcript is spliced from 7 exons. The record is from RefSeq and is a predicted model, not a curated record. NCBI's taxonomy places the organism in Eukaryota, Metazoa, Chordata, Actinopteri, Cyprinodontiformes, Cyprinodontidae. Gene Ontology annotation, cellular component: plasma membrane signaling receptor complex. Gene Ontology annotation, biological process: tumor necrosis factor-mediated signaling pathway; protein K63-linked ubiquitination; positive regulation of JNK cascade. Gene Ontology annotation, molecular function: ubiquitin protein ligase activity; zinc ion binding.